This is a messenger RNA of Etheostoma cragini (Arkansas darter), 1407 nucleotides long. Its product is annotated as LIM/homeobox protein Lhx6. The transcript has 9 exons. NCBI's taxonomy places the organism in Eukaryota, Metazoa, Chordata, Actinopteri, Perciformes, Percidae. Bases 363 to 1292 code for a protein of 309 amino acids. The record is from RefSeq and is a predicted model, not a curated record. Gene Ontology annotation, biological process: regulation of transcription by RNA polymerase II; forebrain neuron development; neuron differentiation. Gene Ontology annotation, molecular function: RNA polymerase II transcription regulatory region sequence-specific DNA binding; DNA-binding transcription factor activity, RNA polymerase II-specific. Gene Ontology annotation, cellular component: nucleus.
GUCGAGGCGAAAAGAAGGAACCACAGCGGACAGUCGGUCAGGAAGGCACACACUGGUUCCGCUGGUUCGAUCGCCACAAAGUUCAUGAAGUUGGAUUAUAUUUUUUUAAAGAAAGAGAACAUAGCCUCUACUCGAUUUUAUAGAGCAAUCACGGAAUUAUUUGGAUAUUUAGCUUGUGAUGUUCUGGAGACGAUUAUUGGACGAUGUUUUCGCUGCUUUUGGGAGGUUUUCCAUGGUUUAAAUGCACGAGAAACUGUUAUUCGUUGUUUUGUACCGGAUAUAGUGUGGGUUGGGGCAGAGAUGCGUAAUGCGCAGAGCAAGCUCCAUCUUCUCUCCAAAUAGGCAGCGUUCAAGACCCGAAAAUGUCUAAAUCGGAGGUGAAGAAGGAGUCCGGUGAGUUCAGUCCGUCGGAGGCCGCCUGCCGCUGCUCUCCUCCGGCGGCCAAGAACCAGUGCGCCAGUUGCGAGAUGGAGAUCCAUGACCGAUACCUACUGAAGGUCAACAACCUGAAUUGGCACCUGGGGUGUUUGGAGUGUUCAGUGUGCAGAGCGUCGCUGCGCCAACACAACAGCUGCUACGUGAAAAACAAAGAAAUCUACUGCAAACUGGAUUAUUUCAGUAGGUUCGGCACUAAGUGCGCCCAGUGUGGCCGGCAGGUGUACGCCAGUGACUGGGUUCGGCGGGCACGGGGCAGCGUGUACCACCUGGCCUGUUUCGCCUGCUUCUCCUGCAAGAGGCAGCUGUCCACCGGGGAGGAGUUCGGCCUGGUGGAGGGAAGGGUCCUCUGCCGCAGCCACUACAACAUCAUGCUCGACAACCUCCGCAGGGCUGCAGAAAAUGGCACAGGACUGACUCUGGAAGGAGCAUUGCCCUCUGAUCAGGACUGCCAACCAAAACCAGCUAAGAGGGCGCGGACAUCGUUUACUGCUGAGCAGCUGCAGGUGAUGCAGUCUCAGUUUGCUCAGGACAACAACCCUGAUGCUCAGACUCUACAGAAACUGGCAGAAAUGACGGGUCUGAGCAGACGAGUCAUACAGGUUUGGUUUCAGAACUGCCGUGCAAGACACAAAAAGCAGCCCCCUCAGUGUGGCUACUCUCAGGGCACUCCAAUGUCCAGGAUGCCUCCAUCGCUGCCAGACGAUGUCCACUAUUCACAGUUCAGCAGCCCGGACCGACCACAUCUAUACGCCCUGCAUGGAUACCUGGACACUCAUCCCUUCUCCGUCCUUGCAGCCCCGGGCCACUUGGCCCACCCGUCCAUCCCUUUACCACAGCUUCCCAUCAGCCGCUGACCUCCUGCGUCUCCUUUUUCGCAUCGUAACCACUCUGGUGUAGUGAAAAAAAAUCCUGUGGGACGUAUUGUCAGUAAUCGGCUCUGUUUGGGAGUCUAAUCGCCCAGGGCAUGCA